Molecule: messenger RNA, 2093 nt
Organism: Hyla sarda
Lineage: Eukaryota; Metazoa; Chordata; Amphibia; Anura; Hylidae
Gene: IFRD1
Product: interferon related developmental regulator 1
Exons: 12
Coding region: 150-1433 (427 amino acids)
Cellular component (GO): nucleus
Source: RefSeq, a predicted model, not a curated record
CUGCCGAUAGAAGACUCAAACCUUAUUCCUGAGAGACGUUUUAGUAAAAAGUGCUCUUCCAUCGGCUGAUCUUUACUCUAACACCGAGGAACCAGCAGCGACGCCCGACGCGCUGAGCUAAAAGCGGGGACGAGAAGAGCGCCGCAGCCAUGCCGAAAUCCAAGAAGAGGAGCAGCCGGCCCGCGGGUGGCCGUCAGAAAACCAUCCAGCCAUUUAGCGAUGAUGAUUCCUCCAUUGAAACCAUGAGUCACUGCAGUAGCUUCAGUGAUGUUGCCAGCUUUGCUGAAGAUGUAGGGGCGGAGGUUGAUGAAGAAGCUGCUCAGGAAGACUUGGAAUUCAAACUGAAGGGACUUAUAGAACUGACAAUGGACAAGAGUGCGAAGACCAGGCAAGCUGCCCUUGAAGGACUGAAGAAUGGUUUGUCCUGUAAGAUACUCUACGAUUUCAUCCAAGAAAGGAGGAUAACCCUUACAGAUAGUAUUGAGCGUUGCUUGAAAAAGGGUAAAGGUGAAGAACAGCGUGUGGCUGCAGCUCUAGCCUGCCUCCUGUGCUGUCAGCUUGGCUCUGGAGUGGAAAGCGAAGAAGUCUUCAAAACCUUAGCUCCGGUCUUAAAAAACAUCAUUUCUGACAGGAGUGCAAACAUGUCUGCUCGCCAGGCUUGUGCAGGUUAUUUGGGCCUCUGCUGCUUCAUUGCCACAGAUGACAUUGAGGAUUUAUACAUGACAAUGGAGUGUAUGGAAAAUCUCUUCACCAAGCAGUAUCGCUCAGAAGGUGGAACUGAUAACGCGUCAGCACUUCACAUCCAGGCUCUGCAGUCAUGGGCUCUCCUGCUGACCAUAUGUCAUAGUAGUGAAGUGAAGAAAAAAAUUGAGAUGCAUGUACAUAAACUUCCACGGCUGUUGUCCUGUGAUGAUGUGAACAUGAGAAUUGCAGCUGGGGAGACACUGGCUCUUUUGUUUGAACUAGCACGAGAAGCAGAUGCUGACUUUUAUUAUGAAGAUCUUGAACCUUUAACUGAAACUUUGAAAGCUUUGUCCACUGACUGUCACAAGCAUAGAGCCAAAGUUGAUAGAAGGAAACAACGGUCAGUUUUUCGAGAUGUCCUUAGAGCUGUAGAGGAUGGAGACUUCCAGUCAGCAGUGAUCCAGUUUGGGAGAGAACGCAUGCAUGUUGACUGCUGGGUGAAGAGACUAACAUAUGGGGUCUUCAAGGAACUGUUUGGUUCGGGAAUGCAGUUUCAUCUUAUGACAAAUGGAUUUCUGCGCAGUAUUUUUGAGCUUGGUCCCCCAUUGCUUUUGGAUGCAGCUACUCUAAAAGCUAUGAAGGUUUCUCGUGAUGAAAGGCACAUGAACAACUCUGCUGCAUUCAAAGCUCGUACAAAGGCUAGAAGCAAAUUGCGUGACAAGAGAGCAGAUGUUGGAGAGUUCUUCUAAAUAUUCAGGAUGGGAUCCAACCUUGAAAUGUGAACAAUCGGCAAAUGAAAAACAAUUCCUUGGAGUGAGUUGGCUUAUGUUAGUCAUCAGCCGAAGUACCAUUUUUUGUGUUUGAUGCAUAUUGACUGGGUUUAUAUUCUAUUUAUACUUUUUGUAUGUUCACUUACUUGUCAAGUCUGCAUGACUUCUUUUUCUUGUACAGCAUGGAGGCGUGAGGCAAAAUUAUUUUCGAAGCUUUGUGUAUAUAGUCUUCAUUUUGAGCAUUUUUAACCUAUACUCUAGGAGGUUUAAUUAUAGAGUGCUUAAUCUAGUCCAUAGGCUUAUUUUGUUUUCUCUUAUAUAUGUAAAUGUAUAAAUAAAAUUAUAUUUCAUAAUGUAUAUUUUCAUCUAAUGUGGUUGUAUCCUAAAUAUCAUGUAUCUGACUAAUAUGGGGCGUGGAUAGAAUAAACUUGAUGUAGUUCAUAAGAUAGCAUGUGUAUGAUUAGAUUUUUUUUUUUUUAAUUAUUAUUUUAAUGUGUACUAGCAUUAUAAAAUGUAUGAAAUGGCAUUAUGGCUUAAUAAAAUUCUCUCUAAUACUGUGUGUUUUUUAAUCUGCAUGUUGGGCACAGUCAGUAACACUUUUUUUACAAUAUUUUUCGUGCUGUAGCCUUAAACUACUAU